AUGUUUUUGAGUUGUAGUCGUGUGCCAAAUUUAUCCAAACCAAUUCAAGUAUGCUCUACAGGUGAAUUCAAAUUUGUUGAAAUUCCUGAUAUUGACGGGACUCAUAUAGUGUUGUACAUUCAGUGCUCGGAAUUUGACAGAAUAGAAAAUGUAUCAGACUUGGACAAGAUCAGCUGGCCUCCUAAUCCAAACGGGUUGAAGAUAUCCGCGACCUUCGAUGGGUUAGGACUUUCUACGCUUGGAAAAUUGCCUCCAAACUCACAAGUGGAAACUUUGAAGUUCACGAAUAACGCUAUAAAGGCGUACUGGCCGGACCCGUUGAGCGACGUUCCAAACCUGAAGGUUCUCUCUUUCUCCCACAAUGAGCUUACAGAAAUUACUCCGGACCUGUUCACCAACAUCGAAGCUUUAGAAGAUUUAGACUUGUCCUACAACAAACUAUCAGAAUUCACAAAGUUAGACUUUAAACAUUUACGUCACAUUAAAAAGUUAAGUCUUCAGAGUAAUAACCUGAAGAAAAUUCCCCUCGAAGCCUUUCAACCUCUGGUUUCACUUGAAGACUUAGACUUGAGUAAGAAUGGGAUAUUUGACUUAGUACUUCAAAGGAGUGAUGUAGAAAACCUGGCUCGGCUGAAGCGUUUGAAUUUGAACGAGAACAGAAUACGGUCUAUUCUGAAGGAUACAUUCCCUCCUGAAAACAGCCUAGAGUUGUUGGAUCUGUCAAACAACAUAAUAGAAAUUGUUGAAGAAAAUGCGUUCCUCUCUUGCAAUAAUUUAAGAGAAUUGAAUCUUGCUCAGAACAACAUAACAUUUGUAUUCGCUCUACCGCCGUCGCUGCAGAUUGCCAUUCUCAAAAUUAACACUUUGUACCAUUGGCCAAAGUUUCCAAGUGGAAUAAAAUAUAUUGAUCUGUCAUACAAUAGAUUAUCGGGCCUGUAUGACGAAGCCACAUCGAAUUUUGAUAGUUUAGAGGUUUUAAUUAUUGGAGGAAACCAAAUAAAAGAACUAAAUAUAGAAAAUAAACUUCCUAGUUUAUACAUCUUAGAUUUGUCUUAUAAUUCGAUAACGGACAUACCAAAAUCUAUCAGUACACAAUACUUCCCCAAUUUGGAAGAACUUCAUCUUGAUGGCAACCCUCUGGAGUCUAUAUAUUUUAAAAACAUAAUUGCUGUAAAAAGUUUGUAUAUGAAUGAAAUAAAAACACUGACCGUCGUUGAAGAGAAAGCCUUUAGCAAUGUGAUUGGAAGGCCUACGAAUGAGACGGAUAACGAGCUGAAUUGUUUUGCUCUCUAUUUAUCUAACUGUCCCUCUCUAAAUGAAAUUCAACCGGGUGCUUUCGACGGAACUACUUUAUGUACGCUUGACAUUAGCAAGAACAACCUCACCUUCUUGUCGAAGAGAUUGUUGGACUGGUCGGCCGUCAGCGAAGGCGUGAACCUUCAGUUCAACCCCUGGCACUGUUCCUGUGAUAUGCAAUGGAUAGUGGACGAACUACUGCCGCAGACGUAUGCAAUUGGGAAUUCUAGGCUUUUGGCGGAAUUGAGAUGUGGUUCACCGCGAGCGUUCGAAGGUCUCCGUCUGGUGCACUGGUACAACUGGACGGAGCAGGCGAUGUGUAGCGACGUGUUCUCCAGAGACGGCAGGCAAGGCAAUUAUAUGUUGCAACCUUCGACAGAGCCAGGGUUCAAAGUCAACCGCCUCACCAUAAUCUUAGGUAGUUGUAUCAUAGUUGGUUUAUUGAUUACCUUGGCAUUAUUCAUAUACCUAGUGAAGACUCGCAAGAAAUACAAAGUUCGACAAGCUGCCAUGAAGAGGAAAAGACAGAGUGCUGCAGAUAUGAACAACGGGAACAAAGAACAGUUCUCUACGCUUAAUAAGGUCUAA
Arctia plantaginis is the source of this 1884-nucleotide messenger RNA. The record is from the annotation of a GenBank genome assembly. NCBI's taxonomy places the organism in Eukaryota, Metazoa, Arthropoda, Insecta, Lepidoptera, Erebidae.